UGGAAUGCUCUCGGACGCAGCAGGCAGCCCCAGAACCUUCCUUCUUUUGAGGUGGCUUUUGCCGUUUGCGCUGGCUGCGAAAGGGAAAACCCAGAAAAGGUCGGCAGUGCACGAGCGAAAAGGCCACGUGUGAGGCCCACACACGUGCACAUAGCCCCCAGUUUAUUUCUUUCUUUCACAGAAAUAUCAGAAAUUGGCGCCCCCUUUCUUCUCUCGAUCUUAAACUCGUUUUCCCCAUUUUCUUGCGCUCUAAAAAGAAAUCGUCGACGAGUGCACGCUCACGCUGCACAAAGAUAAAGAAAAGAAAAGAAAAGCAAAGCAAAUUUCUAGAAUUCUCAAAAUCCGAUUCGCCAUGUCAGUGCGUAGGCGCACCUUGCUCAAGGUCAUCGUUCUCGGCGACAGUGGGGUUGGCAAGACGUCGUUGAUGAAUCAAUAUGUGCAUAAGAGGUUCAGUCAGCAGUAUAAAGCUACAAUUGGUGCAGAUUUUGUCACGAAAGAGCUCCAAAUCGAUGACAGGCUCGUCACUCUACAAAUAUGGGACACAGCCGGGCAAGAACGGUUUCAAAGUCUUGGAGUUGCAUUUUAUAGAGGGGCAGAUUGCUGUGUUCUAGUUUAUGAUGUUAACGUGAUGAAAUCUUUUGAUACUCUUGACAACUGGCAUGAGGAGUUUCUUAAACAGGCAAACCCAGCUGACCCAAGGACGUUUCCAUUUAUAUUGCUUGGAAACAAGAUUGAUGUCGAUGGUGGGAAUAGUCGAGUGGUUUCGGAGAAGAAAGCAAAGGAGUGGUGUGCUUCAAAAGGCAACAUCCCUUACUUUGAGACAUCAGCAAAAGAGGAUUAUAAUGUUGAUGCUGCAUUCUUCUGUAUUGCCAAGACAGCUCUAGCUAGUGAGCGUGAACAGGACAUAUAUUUCCAAGGCAUACCAGAGGCUGUUUCGGAGGCUGAGCCCAGAGGUGGUUGUGCAUGCUAACCUGGCACAUCAAAUAAUGUCACCGAUCCAAUAGUUUUGGUUGCUUCCCCCCAUUUUUUUGUGGUCCUUUUGAUUCAUACCAUUUUUUGUUUUGUUUGCACUGUAUUCCUUGGAUUGAGUCACCACGAGUUGUUCUAAGCAUAGAAUAGGAAAUGAAUGCUCCAUUUUAUAGUUAUCAAGCACUGCUCCUGGGCAUGAAACUAUCAAUCUUAAUUUUUGAGUGGAGCCCUUAUCCGCUCCUUGUUUUACCGCCUUUAGUGGCGGUCAAGUAUCUUGGUGUUCGUGUCAAGAAUCAUUAGGGUUGCGUCAUUCAUUUGAUGUAUUCUCUUUUAAUUUUUGUUUCCUCUGGAUGUUCUAUCCAGUCUUAGUUUGUUGUUCUUAGUUGUAAUUCUUCUUUUAUGUACUUGUUAGAAAAAGAUUUGAGCGGGGCGACUCUUUGUGGCUGUUAUGGAAUGAUGAUGGUUGUGUCAUUUCA
Molecule: messenger RNA, 1445 nt
Organism: Alnus glutinosa
Lineage: Eukaryota; Viridiplantae; Streptophyta; Magnoliopsida; Fagales; Betulaceae
Product: ras-related protein Rab7
Exons: 7
Coding region: 353-970 (205 amino acids)
Cellular component (GO): vacuolar membrane
Molecular function (GO): GTPase activity; GTP binding
Source: RefSeq, a predicted model, not a curated record